Colletotrichum destructivum is the source of this 990-nucleotide messenger RNA. RefSeq names its product Putative S-adenosyl-L-methionine-dependent methyltransferase superfamily. Bases 1 to 990 code for a protein of 329 amino acids. The transcript has 8 exons. The record is from RefSeq and is a predicted model, not a curated record. Lineage: Eukaryota; Fungi; Ascomycota; Sordariomycetes; Glomerellales; Glomerellaceae.
AUGGAGGUAGAUGAGUUCAACGUUGACUCUAACUUGCUGCCCUCUGGAUUGAGUAUAAGCAGCUCAAUCUUCAACUACAGAGUUGAGAACGGGAGGACAUAUCACCGGUAUAAGGAUGGAAAAUACAACAUCCCAAAUGACCUCGCAGAGCAGGAGAGAUUAGAUCUUCAACACAACAUCUUCCUGCUCACUUUCGACGACAAGCUCGGCUUCGCCCCGCCGUGUCAAAAGGGCGCCGAGGUCGGUAGAGUCUUAGACGUCGGAACCGGGACGGGGAUCUGGGCCGUCGACUUUGGUGACGAACACCCAGAGGCGGAAGUUCUGGGCAUUGAUCUCUCUCCUUGUCGAACUACUUCCGUUCCCCCGAAUGUCGACUUCGAGGUCGGCGAUAUCGAAGAUGAGUGGAUUUUUGACGACGAUUUCGACUACAUCCACAGUCGGAUGAUGACCUCGAGCAUCGCAGACUGGAAAGACUAUCUCCAAAGAUGUUAUGAAAACCUCACCCCGGGGGGCUACCUUGAGCUCCAAGAAUCCGACAUCAUGCCAUCGUCUGACGACGGUACCCUCGAGCGAUCCACGUCCGCGCUCGCAAAGUACUGUGCCCUCCUUCUCGAGGCAUCCGUGAAGCUAGGUCGGGGGUACCAAGAUAUCCCAAAGCUUGUCGACUUAAUGCGUAACGAAAUUGGCUUCGUCGAUGUCGAGAUCAAGAGGUACAAGUGGCCCGUGAAUGCGUGGCCCCGCGACAAAAGACUCCAGGAGCUGGGGUUGUGGAACGGUGAGAAUCUCUUGGCGGGCCUGGAGGCGUUUGCCAUGGCGCCGUUUACGCGGGCGCAUAGUUGGACGCGAGUCGAAGUCGAGACCUUCCUCGUCGACGUGAGGAGGGAGGCUAGGGACCAAAGCAUCCAUGCUUAUUGGAAUAUCUACUCCAUCGUUGGAAGAAAGCCGCUACGUCAAGGUGGGGGUGGUGAUCCGGAGCCGAAAUUGGAAUGA